GGCGGCAGCUGCCUGGGAAACCGGGCCCCGGGACGCACGGCUCGCAGACAGGCAAGGCCAGGCGGUCGUUCCUGUGCCCGGCACCCAGGAGUCCUGAGAGCCCCUUUUGCAUGGGCCGAGGGUCCCUGGUUCGGCAGCUUUCUCUGGACUCGAGCCUUUCCCUGAGCCCGCCAGGGGGCGCCGCACUGAGGGGCUGCCGAGUGGGGGCGGGCGCGGCUGACUGGAGCCGGGGCGCGGGGUCUGAGGAGAGGGCUCUGCCCCGCUCGGGAAGUGCCCCUGGGCGGGGGGCUGGGAGUCCUCACCUCCGGACGGAGCAAAGGUGUCUGGGGGCGAGGAGGGCGCGUCGCCCUCUGCCCCCGCCGGCACCCUGGCCAUGACGGGCAAGUCGGUGAAGGACGUGGAUCGGUACCAGGCGGUCCUGGCCAACCUGCUGCUGGAGGAGGAGAACAAGUUCUGCGCCGACUGCCAGUCUAAAGGGCCGCGAUGGGCCUCCUGGAACAUUGGCGUGUUCAUCUGCAUUCGAUGUGCUGGAAUCCACAGGAAUCUGGGGGUGCACAUAUCCAGGGUAAAAUCAGUUAACCUUGACCAGUGGACUCAAGAACAGAUUCAGUGUAUGCAAGAGAUGGGGAAUGGAAAGGCGAAUCGCCUUUAUGAAGCCUACCUUCCUGAGACCUUUCGGCGACCUCAAAUAGACCCAGCUGUAGAGGGAUUUAUUCGAGAUAAAUAUGAGAAGAAGAAAUACAUGGACCGAAGUCUGGACAUCAGUGCCCUUAGGAAAGAAAAAGACGACAAGUGGAAAAGAGGGAAUGAGUCAGCUCCAGAGAAAAAAAUGGAACCUGUUGUUUUUGAGAAAGUGAAAAUGCCUCAGAAAAAAGAAGAUCAGCAGCUACCUCGGAAAAGCUCCCCGAAAUCCACAGCACCUGUCAUGGAUUUGUUGGGCCUUGAUGCUCCUGUGGCCUGCUCCAUGACAAGCAGUAAGACCAGCAAUGCCCUAGGGAAGGAUCUAGAUCUCUUGGCCUCUGUUUCAUCCCCUUCUUCUACAGUUUCCAGAAAGGUUGUAGGCUCCAUGCCAACUGCAGGGAGUGCCGGCUCUGUUCCUGAAAACCUGAACCUGUUUCCAGAGCCAGGGAACAAAUCUGAAGAACCGGGCAAGAAGCAGCUCUCUAAAGACUCCAUCCUCUCACUGUAUGGAUCCCAGGCGCCUCAGAUGCCCACCCAAGCAAUGUUCAUGGCUCCUGCUCAGAUGGCAUAUCCCACAGCCUACCCCAGCUUCCCUGGGGUUGCACCUCCUAACAGCAUCAUGGGGAGCAUGAUGCCCCCACCAGUGGGCAUGGUAGCUCAGCCAGGGGCUUCUGGGAUGGUUGCCCCCAUGGCCAUGCCUGCAGGCUAUAUGGGUGGUAUGCAGGCAUCAAUGAUGGGUGUGCCAAAUGGAAUGAUGACCACCCAGCAAGCUGGCUACAUGGCAGGCAUGGCAGCUAUGCCCCAGACUAUGUACGGGGUUCAGCCAGCUCAGCAGCUGCAGUGGAACCUUACUCAGAUGACCCAGCAGAUGGCUGGGAUGAACUUCUGUGGAGCCAACGGCAUGCUGAGCUAUGGACAGUCGAUGAGCGGAGGAAAUGGACAGGCAGCAAAUCAGACUCUCAGCUCUCAGAUGUGGAAAUAAAAACAAAACACCUCUGUAUGGCUGCCGCUCUCCGCCCCCCUUCUUCCUCUUUCCCCAACUCUUUUACCCCAUCCCCUUUACCUACCUCUCUCUGUUUGGUUUAGGAAUUGCUCAAUCUGUCAUUUGGGGUUUGGCAUUCUGCCCAGUCCAGCCACUUUCCACACACACAGCCUCUCUGUUGCUUUACGUUGUACGUGUCCCCUAGCCAUCCCGACUUCCUCCCAGCCAUCCCAGCCCUGUCCUGCACCAGCACCUUAGGAAUUGUUGGCAGAAGGCACUUAUACUGCAGAAGGUUAAACCUCCUAUCCGUUCUCAGAGGGGUCUGUGGGUGUUGUUUUAGGCAAAGAGGGGAGGGUUUGGAGGUACUUCCAUGUGUGUUAAUAAGCUAUUUCUACAUGUUUAAAUUGUUGGAGAGGGAGGCAUCAUGCUCCCAUGAUUUAUGGGAAUGAAGAAAGUACUGAAAUCAAAUUAAAUACUUUUUGGGUCUUAGGACAGGUUGGCCCCUAACCCUGGGGAGAGACAAACCUCCAUCUAUGUGGAUAAGCAAAAACAUGACUCUCCUGUGCCCUGAAUUGCUUUCUGGAUCUGCAGCUUCAGGACUUGCUGCUUCAGUCAGCCUUUAUUAUUAGCACCAAAGACUUAUGAAAGCCCCGCACAAACACAUAGCCCCUUCCCUGCCUCCAUCCUGCCUGCAGUGGGAUCUGGCUCCACGGCUGGAGGACCAGCCUCUCCAGAGGGAAUGCAGAGCUUAGUGUGUGUACUACGUGUGUGUGUGUGUGUGUGUGUGUGUGUGUAUGUAUGUAUAUUCUGCCUCCCACUCUCUCCCCAUCUGCUCUGGGUAUUUUGGUUUUUCAGGUUUAGGUUUACAACAGAGAGGAAUUAAUUUAUCAACAGCCUAAAACUGUUAUCAGUUUUUCUUAUAGUUUAAAAAACAAUCGCAAGCUCAUUGAUGGCUCUCUUCCUCCUUUCCCCUCUCCCAACCUGCCAGUCACUUUCAUUCCUGUGUAUCCCGGGCUGCUCUGUUUCCCCUCCUGUUGCAGGUGUAUGAGGCAGAGAGCCUGGGCAGCUUUCCUCUCAGUCAUUGUUCACCCUACUUGAAAAUUAAAAUGAGAACUUUGCUUAAAAGAUUUCAUCUGUGGGAACCACAAUUCCUGGUUGCCUUUCUCCUGUGUAUGUGUAAAUUCCUUAAUAAAUAUUGCAGGGAAGCAC
Molecule: messenger RNA, 2872 nt
Organism: Miniopterus natalensis
Lineage: Eukaryota; Metazoa; Chordata; Mammalia; Chiroptera; Miniopteridae
Gene: SMAP2
Product: small ArfGAP2
Cellular component (GO): cytoplasm
Molecular function (GO): GTPase activator activity
Source: RefSeq, a predicted model, not a curated record